AUGGCUGCCCCCGUCCUCCCUCUCCAGCAGGUCAAGCUACCUGCGCUGCCCUCGACCCGUCUAACCCCAGAGCAACAAUAUUGGAAGACUUUCAAGAACCCUCUCCUAAUCCCCUCGCCAGCAAACGGUCCCGUCAACCUCAUUACCCAGCCCGCUGCUCCGUCAUCCGCCGCAGCCUUCCCGUCUCUCACUCAACCCCCCGAUGUCUUCACCGUUACCACCGGCGCCCGCGUGCAAAUCUACUCAAUCCGUACCCGAAAGCUCCUCCGAACAGUCACGCGCUUCGACGAUACUGUGCGAGCAACAGAUGUGCGCCCGGACGGGCGUGUCCUGGCGACCGGUGACGAGUCGGGUACAGUGCAGGUGUUUGACGUGGGAUCUCGUGCGAUUUUGAAGACAUGGAAGGAUCACAAGCAGCCCGUGUGGGCGACAAAAUUUUCGCCUAGUGACCCGACGUCUGUUUUCACGGCUAGUGAUGACAGAACGGUGAGAUUGUGGGAAUUGCCCAGUGAAAAUAGUGUGCGGACGUUUGUUGGACAUACGGAUUAUGCGCGCAGUGGUGGGUUCAUGCCGGGGUCGCUAGCAUCGUCUGGGGUGGUUGUUUCGGGAAGUUAUGAUCGGACGGUGAGAUUGUGGGAUCCGCGGAUGGAGAGCCGGUCUGCUAUGACGUUCAAGAUGGGUGCGCCUAUUGAAGAGGUUCUACCUAUGCCUACGGGAAGUACGGUCUUGGCUGCUGCGGAUAACAAGAUCGCUGUGUUGGAUAUUGUGGCCGGAAAGCCGCUGCAUAUGAUCCAGAGCCACCAGAAGACGGUCACGUCGCUUGCACUGGCUUCUGGGGGUGAGCGACUGCUCAGUGGUGCGCUGGACGGACACAUGAAGGUGUUUGAGACUACCGGGUGGAACAUGGUGUCAGGAUCCAAGUACCCAUCCCCGAUUCUGUCUUUGAAUGUGAUUACCUCGGGGAUCAACCGGGAAGACAAGCACAUCGCUGUUGGUAUGCAGUCCGGCCUGCUUUCGAUCAAGACCCGACUCUCCGGACAACAGAAGAUCAAGGAACGUGAACGCAAGAAGGAAAUGCAAGCCCUGCUCGAAGGCAAACUCGAAGAACACGACCGCAAAGUCGCAAAACAAAAGCGUGGCUCCGGCUGGGAUAAGCGGUUACGCGGACGCGACUUCAUCGGUGAAGGAGUAGACAUCGUGAUCGAAGGACAAGACAGGAAGAAGCGAAAGAAGGAGCAAGCAUGGGAAAAUGACCUCCGCAAGGCCCGCUACUCCGCCGCGCUUGACCAGGUCCUCACCGGCAGCGACAAGACAGCGCAGCUCACUUGUUUGACGGCCCUUCGGCACCGAUCGGCGCUGCGGGCGGCGCUGCAGGGACGGGACGAGGUGACCCUGCAGCCUGUGUUGCAGUGGGUGUAUAAGAACAUCACGGAACCGCGGUUGGUGACUCUGAGUGUUGAGGUUGGUAUGAACCUGCUGGACAUCUACUCCGGGAACCUGGGCCAGUCGGCUCAGAUCGACAAGCUGGUUACACGGUUACACCGACGGGUACGGGACGAGGUGGAGAUGGCACAUCAAGCGUGCCAGACAAAGGGAAUGCUGGAUAUGCUGCGGGCUUCUUGA
Aspergillus chevalieri is the source of this 1623-nucleotide messenger RNA. Its product is annotated as snoRNA-binding rRNA-processing protein UTP15. Gene Ontology annotation, cellular component: nucleolus. The transcript has a single exon. The record is from RefSeq and is a predicted model, not a curated record. Lineage: Eukaryota; Fungi; Ascomycota; Eurotiomycetes; Eurotiales; Aspergillaceae. The coding region runs from base 1 to 1623 and encodes 540 amino acids. Gene Ontology annotation, molecular function: protein binding. Gene Ontology annotation, biological process: rRNA processing; positive regulation of transcription by RNA polymerase I.